AUGCCGCGAUGUCCUAUCUGCUGGAAAGAAACCACAAUCGCUCAGCUCAAAGUCAACAUAGCAGUCUCAGAUGCAACGGAGGCAUGGACACGGGCUCGUCAGUAUGUCGCUGAGCUAGAGAGUGGCUCGAUUGCCUGUGAUGUUGAUCGGAUGGACCAAGAUCAGCCAGUAACCAGCAAACGAAAGGCCCUGCCCGACAACACUGGGGUAUGUCCAAUUUGUUCCGCGGUUCUGCCACUUGAAGAACUACAAAGCACACACGUUGAUACAUGCUUGCGGCGGCAGGAGCGAGUAAAAGAGCCUGCCGUGCCCCGCAAAAAGAUUACCAUGCCCAACUACGCUCUACUGAGCGAGGCCAAACUUAAAAAAACCCUUCUGGACGCCGGACUAUCGACAAAAGGCAACAAACAACGAUUACAAUCGAGAGUCGUUCAAUCCAAAGGCUAA
Wickerhamiella sorbophila is the source of this 447-nucleotide messenger RNA. RefSeq lists its product as hypothetical. Gene Ontology annotation, biological process: DNA damage tolerance; protein monoubiquitination. Gene Ontology annotation, molecular function: single-stranded DNA binding; ubiquitin protein ligase activity. Lineage: Eukaryota; Fungi; Ascomycota; Dipodascomycetes; Dipodascales; Trichomonascaceae. Gene Ontology annotation, cellular component: Rad6-Rad18 complex; nucleus. The transcript is spliced from 2 exons. Bases 1 to 447 code for a protein of 148 amino acids. The record is from RefSeq and is a predicted model, not a curated record.